CGUCAGCAGCUGGUUACACUUCAAUUGAGUUUUAGUUCGCUUAGAAUAAGAUUCGCAAGCUUACAAAUUUGCAACAAAUCUCCAGUUGUUGCUUAAAGUGUUAAUUAAGUGCUUAAUAAAUCAGUAAUUGUGUUGGCAACAUGGCUGAAGCUGUAAAAAAUGGUAAAAAUCGGCACUCGGGGAGCGCUGAAAAAGAAAGUGGCUCCCAACAACGACCUUUGGAUGGUGGUGGAGGAGGGGGCGGUAGUGGUGGAGGCGGUGGUGGUGGAGGGUGCGGCGCGGGAAUGCCCAAGAGGAAACAUCGGCGGGGAAAAAAAUCCAAGAUGCAGCCCAAGAAGACCAAGAACCAUUAUCCGCAAUGGAAACUCGAUAUGACAACGGGUGUUGGAGCAACGCUGGAGGGGAAUCAACGACAGAAUAGCAGAACCAAACUGGUUCGUUCGCGCUCCUUGCUCGUUCCGUACAACACGAACCGCUUCCUGAUGGAGGAGCACAUGUCGGAGCUGCACAAAGAUGACUCCGACGACAACUGUUUUGGCUCCCAGACCGAGGACCAGGUGCUCUUCCUUUCCAAGGAGUUCUCCGAUGUCUACGAGAGAGCGCGGCUCGAACGUCUGGAGACGAUGAGCAAGCAGGAGCUCAUCCAGGAGUGCAUGCAAAUCGAAGAUCGGUAUUCGAAGGCCCAGAACAUAUCCAAGGAGUUUGGAGCCAAAUUACGAGCGCAGGACGAUAAGAUUCGCCAGCUGACCAGGGAGAAUCAAUUUCUGCACUCCCACUUUUUGCGCUCUUGUUCCGCGACAGCUGGACCAGCGGCUGCAGCAGCGGCCGCAGCUUCCCCGCCCUCAGCGGUGGCGCCCACGCCCAGCUCAGCUUGCGAGCUGCAGGCUAGGCAACAGCCGCCCCAGCAGCCACAACCCACACCCAUGGACUCCACCAGCGAGGACAGCGAGAGCGACAGCAGCAGCACCACGUCGAGCACCACGUCCAGUACUUCCUCGAGCAGCAGCGAUGGUCACGAAAUGGGCGUGGCCGGCCUGAACAUAGCCAAUGGGCAUGCCGAGCGGCACGAGAGGAGCCGCACCCGCUCCAGGUCUAGAUCACCGAUCCUGAAUGGUCAUGCCAACGAGGAGGAGCGUCAGCGCCUGCUAGACGGAAAUCAAAUGGACGAGGACGACAACUCCAGCGAUGUGCCCAGGCCAGGCGAUGCAGUUGUCAAAUAGAACGGAGUAUGUCACUCCGCCGUGUGUAAAUAAAAGACUCAAUUGUGGUAGAAUGUGGCGACAAAUGGACAUAAUCCUUGUUUAGUAUUUAAGUCAUCUGUGGACGCCUCAAUCGUGAGGAGUUCGUAUCAAUCAUCAGUUAGCUUAUCAAAAAGCAUCAUCAUCAGAAAGCAUUAGCAUUACUUUAUUAUCUGCAAACGACGCCUCCCAAUUGUAUUUUUGUUGGUCUGUAUGGUGUAUAGUUUGGCGGUGUUGCCUCGAAGUGUUGAUUUUAAUGGAACUUUGUAUAAUGAAAAAUCGAUUUGUAGGUAAAUAAAGAGUUAAAAAGUGAA
This is a messenger RNA of Drosophila mauritiana, 1552 nucleotides long. RefSeq names its product protein HEXIM1 (gene Hexim). The record is from RefSeq and is a predicted model, not a curated record. Gene Ontology annotation, biological process: negative regulation of cyclin-dependent protein serine/threonine kinase activity; negative regulation of transcription by RNA polymerase II. Gene Ontology annotation, cellular component: nucleus; cytoplasm; nucleoplasm. The transcript has 3 exons. Gene Ontology annotation, molecular function: cyclin-dependent protein serine/threonine kinase inhibitor activity; 7SK snRNA binding. Bases 141 to 1220 code for a protein of 359 amino acids. NCBI's taxonomy places the organism in Eukaryota, Metazoa, Arthropoda, Insecta, Diptera, Drosophilidae.